Molecule: messenger RNA, 2980 nt
Organism: Cladocopium goreaui
Lineage: Eukaryota; Dinophyceae; Suessiales; Symbiodiniaceae
Source: the annotation of a GenBank genome assembly
AUGGUGGCAUCUGGAGGAUUGCGCGCCAAGGGUGGUGCUGUGUUGGACGCUUUGUUCAAAUCUGCGAUGAUGAUGCUGGAGCGAGGGUGUGAGAAGCGUCCUUGCAGUAGCAAGUUCUUCGAUAGCGAGCUGGGAGCAGAGUUGAUGUUUUUGCUGGGCAGAGACAAAUGCAUGAAGCAGGUGGCAAGCAGGAGCCGAGAGACUCUGGAACAAAGUUGCCGUGCUGCCUUGUCAGCCCUCAACGUUCUUGGCAAGAGGGGGUUUCAGGUCAUCCUUGACGAGACCACUUGGGCACCGGUAUGGGAGGUGAUCGUGUCUUUGAGACCAGGACAUCGCCUAGGAUACAUUGGUGGGCACCACAGUGCAGACCCUGAUCAAGAUUUCUCCUUCGUGCCAGCUGGAAAUGGCAGCCUGCCAGAAGAUCGGCUUUCCAAGUUGUGUGUUCACUUUGCAGUCACACGAGUCGAUUCCAACUGUCAUGUUUAUGGAGUUGAUUUGCUACCCAGAGCUCCGAAGGCCGUGGCGAGUGACUCCACCAAUGGAGCAAAGCGAACCAUCGAGGAGUACGGCUUCUUGUUUGACGUGAUCCCCCGUGCGAAUGGAGUCCCGCCUGUGUCAGGGUCGUGGGAUGGCGGAGGAUCGAAUUUGCAUGUGAAUGGUUGCAUGCUUGGGCUAUUGUCUAGUGACACCAUGGCCAGCAUCCCUUUCUUCAAGCAUUGCAGCAAGAAGCCCAUCGAUACUAUCCCGUGCUGGAUCUACAAGGGGAUCCUGUAUGAGAACGAGCAUUGGGUCGGCGGGAACAAUGACUCAAACCACGUCUUCAAGCGCUUCACCCACCAUCUCUGUUGUGGAGUCAGGGUGGUGGAGUGGGGCUCUCUGGUGGUCAACCUCUCCUGUUUGGUCCGUGGCGGACUAUCGAUUCGAGCUCUGGCAGUGGAAGACAUUCAGUCAGAUGCUGACAUGGCACGGCGCUUGAAUUGCGGGUAUCUCUCUGAGGAUUGGAGCUGCUUUGGAACCAUGGUGGCCCAGUUUGCUGCGAGUUUACUGAUCAGUGCUUGGACAAGCAGUGACCAGUUUGGGUUUGAAGAGGCUACUUCCAACGCUCUGAUGGCCUACUACAUGGUCCUUCUUCAGACGCAGCAGUCCAUGGCCAAGUAUGGGAAAGAGUGGGAGAAACAUUUCCUGCCUUCACAAAAUGUGAGGGCUCUGCUGGACUUGGCCGGGCAUGCUGUCCUGGCAGCCCACUUCUGGCCACACGGCACACCAUGGCGACCCCGUUGCCGCCAAGAAGCGCCUAUAGAGAGGCAUUUUGGACAAGUGAAAAGCUUCAGCCGUGGAACACCAUCCUUGAAGGAUGGGGUCUACGGAUUGCAAAUGAUCCACUCAAAGCAACUACGGGACUCUGCAAUGUGGGAUGAGCAUGAGAGCCCAACAGUUACUGCUUUGACUGCGGAGAGGAUCUGGCAGAAGGAGCACUGCAUGAUGCCUGGCAAGCUGGUGGACUGGUGGUACCAGAAUGGCAAGGAUUUUGUCCGCAACCGCUUCAGCAAGAUGGAACAAAAUGAGGACCCAGAUGUGUUCUUUGAGGACGAUGUUCUGGAGACGGAGGAGGUUGAAGGUGAAGAAGAAGUCGCGAGCAAGAGUUGGCAGGACGUGGCUCAGCAAGAGUCUCCUCAGCGGGAUCCUGAUGAGGUCUUGGCGGUCUUGGAAGCGCGUCACGACAUGGUCAUCGAACUGCAGGACUUGCAGAAGGAGCUUGCCAAUCCAAAAGCCAGUUCACCUGCGCGGCAUGGGAACUUGCCAGAACAGAACUGCCGAGCCGAGCGUCAGAGACCUGCAGAACCAGCACCACCUGUGCAUGCCAAGAUCAAAGCGGGAAGCUUUGCACAGAUUCGUGCGGCAAUUGCGUCCAGUUCCAGCACGCCCAAGGAGCACUUUGAUGAGGAGCACGCCAAGUUUGGAACCGAAACAUCCUGCUUGAUGAGAUUGCGGGAUCUGUUUGGUCCACUGAAGGCCUUCAUCAACAAGGUCCGCAUUGCUGAGGGGUCGCCAACACAGGUAAAGGGCGCACGGCCCCAUGAAAACACCUACAACAUCAUGGUGUCCCAAGUCCACAGGGCGAAGCAGUUCUCAAGGUAUUCCGCAACUCGCGGAAGUCGCAUGAAUGGCUGGAUGCAGUCUCAGCAGGCUUUUGUCUCUUCCUUUUGCCCAAAAAGUUGCGACGAUGGUCCACUUCAGGCAUGUGAAGUUUUGCGUCCUGUCGGGGCAGAGCAGCCGCAGAUUCUGCUGUUGAAGAAGGACGAUGCUGGGCUUGUCAAAUUUAGAUUGCAUGUGGUUUUUGCAAUCUACAGAGGCAGUUUGGCCAGAGUCCAGGGUUGCCCGAGAAAACUCAAAGUGAGCAAGUGCCUUGGAAUGCCUGCCCCUGUGGAUUCCAUCUCGCGCAUCAUGGCGGUGGAGCUGAGCGAAGUCCCCGGUGAAAAGGGCAAGUAUGGAUGCUCAUCGCUUUCUCAUGCAAGACUGGUGACACCAAACGAAGAUGUUGCGUGCGAAGUGCCAGUUGAAAAUCAUGGGUCGCAGAAUGGGAGACUUUUCAUUGGGGUUCCUGUUGCCACACAGGAAUUGCUGGACAAAAUCCACAAGGGUGAGGUGAACCCUUUGUCCGUUUUUCUCCCCAAAAGGAGAAAGAAUACCGAAGAGCCAGAGAAACCAGAUGAGGCAAAGGAGGUGCGAGAGAAGUUUGUUGGUUUUGGGCCCAUGGAUUUUCCCAAGGGCAUGGCAGGUCAGAAAAAUUUGAAGUUGUUUUUCGAGAGGUUGGCCAGCGCGUAUGCCGACCCGAACUCCGGUUCCCUGCCAUUGCUCGAUGCACAGGGCAAUGUCAAGCUUGGGGGAGCUCUCCAUUCUUGGCCUUCAAUGUCUUCCCGGUGUGCCAUGUACUUUGAGUUCAUGGACGGAUCAGACAAGAACAAGAAGCAUAGCUGGA